AUGCCCAGCUUCGGAAGCAACACCAACUCACCCUCGCUGCAAAAGAUGGAGAUGGGAGGUCGUUAUACUGGCGGCAAGAAGUUCGCCUUUGGCAACAUUGCCGGUGACCCAUUCUGGCUGGGCACCAUAGGCAUUGGCAUUUCUGGCUGGAUCAUCGCCUUUGUCAGUUCGGUCAUUGCCGACAUCCAGACCGACUACCCCAACUACUCCUGGUGGUGCUUGGUCUACAUGUUCUUCUGCAUCCUUGCCGUCAUCUUUGUUGUCGGCGCCGAUUGUGUUUUCACUUACCAUGUCGGCCUCACCGCAUUCCUCUCCGCUGGCCUUGUGUUCACGACCUCUUCUGUCAACUCCCUCAUCUACUGGCCCGAGCCUGCCAAAGAAGCUGCCGCCGCCGGUUUCAUCCUGCUGUCUAUCGAUGCCAUCAUCUGGAUGUUCUACUUCGGCUCUCAGCCGCAAGCAAGCCACCGCCAAACCCUCGACUCGUUCGCGUUGCACAAGGACCGUGCGCCGAGCCGCAACAGUAGAGCUAUGCGGCAGUCGUACCGCCCAGAGACGACGCAUUCUGCUGGCCAGCCCCAGCACAUGUACACGUCGAACCACCUCGCUGGCUUCGAAACCGCCUCGCCAGUUACCGGCUACCAUGGAGGUCCAGCCGGAGCCUCGAACCGUGCCAGUGCCAUGCCGCCGCCGUUGAACUCGCAGCCAAGUGGUGCCCUUUCGCAAGGUACUAACGGCGCUUCUGCUCCUCUAGGCACUCAAGACGGUUCGGUUGCCGCACCCACUGAAUACCCAUACCGCGCCAAAGCCAUCUACAGCUACGAGGCCAACCCCGACGACGCCAACGAAAUCUCCUUCACCAAGCACGAGAUCCUGGAAGUUAGCGACGUUUCAGGCCGGUGGUGGCAGGCAAAGAAGGAGAAUGGGGAGACGGGUAUCGCCCCUUCCAACUACCUCAUCUUGCUCUGA
This is a messenger RNA of Zasmidium cellare ATCC 36951, 966 nucleotides long. RefSeq lists its product as uncharacterized. Lineage: Eukaryota; Fungi; Ascomycota; Dothideomycetes; Mycosphaerellales; Mycosphaerellaceae. Gene Ontology annotation, molecular function: protein binding. The transcript is spliced from 3 exons. The coding region runs from base 1 to 966 and encodes 321 amino acids. The record is from RefSeq and is a predicted model, not a curated record.